GAAAGGGCGGCGUGGCCGGAGCGGUGCCGGGAGCGGGAUCGGGGCCGGAGCGGGCCCGGGCCGGGGAUGGCGGUGCCCUUCGUGGAGGACUGGGACCUGGUGCAGACGCUGGGCGAAGGCGCCUACGGGGAGGUGCAGCUGGCCGUGAACCGCCGCACCGAGGAGGCCGUGGCCGUGAAGAUCGUGGACAUGAAACGCGCGGCCGAGUGCCCAGAGAACAUCAAGAAGGAAAUCUGUAUCAACAAAAUGCUGAGCCACGAGAACGUCGUGCGGUUCUACGGACACCGGCGGGAGGGGGCCACGCAGUACCUGUUCCUGGAGUACUGCCGGGGCGGAGAGCUCUUCGACCGCAUCGAGCCAGACGUGGGGAUGCCGGAGGCAGAGGCGCAGCGGUUCUUCCAGCAGCUGAUUGCGGGCGUGGUUUAUCUGCACAGCAUCGGCAUCACCCACCGUGACCUGAAGCCAGAGAACCUGCUGCUGGAUGAGCGAGACAACCUGAAGAUUUCGGAUUUUGGCCUGGCCACGGUGUUCCGGCACAACGGGCGGGAGCGGCUGCUGAACAAGAUGUGCGGGACCCUGCCCUACGUGGCCCCGGAGCUGCUGCGGCGCCCCGAAUUCCGCGCCGAGCCCGUGGACGUCUGGGCCUGCGGGGUGGUGCUGACAGCCAUGCUGGCCGGAGAGCUGCCCUGGGACCAGCCCAGCGACAGCUGCCAGGAGUACAGCGACUGGAAAGAGAGGAAAACCUACCUCCCACCCUGGAAGAAGAUCGACUCAGCUCCCUUGGCACUGCUGCACAAGAUCCUCACCGAGAGCCCGACGGCGAGGAUCACCAUCCCCGACAUCCAGAAGGACCGGUGGUACAGCAGACCCCUCAAAAAGGAUGUCAAGCGGGCUCGGCUCUCCUCGGGGGGGGUCGCUGACUCCCCUGGAGGCUUCUCCAAGCACAUCCGAUCCGAUACAGACUUCUCACCGGUGAAGGGAGCACUGGGUGAGGACAAGGCAAGCUAUUCCACGUCGCAGCCGGAGCCCGGCACGGGCGGGAUGCCGUGGGAGAGCGGUGCGGGAAGCAUCGACCAGCUGGUGCAGGGCUUCAGCUUCUCCCAGCCCGCCUGCCCCGAGCACAUGCUGGUCAACAGCCAACUGCUGGGCACCCCCGGCUCCUCCCAGAGCCCGUGGCAGCGGCUGGUGAAGCGGAUGACRCGGUUCUUCACCAAGCUGGACGCCGACGGCUCGUACCGCGCGCUGAAGGAGGUGUGUGAGAAGAUGGGCUACGGCUGGAAGAUGAGCUGCACCAACCAGGUGGGACUGGGGCUGAAAUCGGGGCUGGUGAAGAUCAAGGCCAAGCUCAGCGACAUCGUCAGCACCCAGAAAGUCUGGCUGCCYGGCACCUGAGCCCCUGCACCGCUCCYCCGCCUCUUCCUCCUCUUYCUCCUCCUCCUCUUCCUCCUGGCUGGGCUCUGGCAGCACCACCCAAACGCUGUGAAGGUGCCCAGCCCCCUGUUUUAGGUUUUGAAGGUUCAAUAAAGCCCUGGGGGCACACGAAGCGAGGCUGGYGCUGCAGUGGGG
Messenger RNA from Malurus melanocephalus (red-backed fairy wren), 1566 nucleotides. It is a transcript of the gene CHEK1, whose product is annotated as checkpoint kinase 1. The record is from RefSeq and is a predicted model, not a curated record. Gene Ontology annotation, biological process: protein phosphorylation; mitotic G2 DNA damage checkpoint signaling. The coding region runs from base 67 to 1392 and encodes 441 amino acids. The transcript is spliced from 11 exons. Gene Ontology annotation, molecular function: protein serine/threonine kinase activity; ATP binding. Gene Ontology annotation, cellular component: cytoplasm; site of double-strand break; nucleus. NCBI's taxonomy places the organism in Eukaryota, Metazoa, Chordata, Aves, Passeriformes, Maluridae.